This is a messenger RNA of Racocetra persica, 6843 nucleotides long. The record is from the annotation of a GenBank genome assembly. Lineage: Eukaryota; Fungi; Glomeromycota; Glomeromycetes; Diversisporales; Gigasporaceae.
CCGCAUCUUGAUGAGAUUGAUAAAAUUAAUAAUCGAAUUCUUUAUCAAAAGAUCAUAAAGACUAUUAUUACGAUUUCUUAUUUUGAGAUAGAAUCAUGCGAUUUCCUAGUUCACAAAAUUAUUGAGAAAGAAAACCUUGAUCCUGAUAUCGUCAACUCUUUACGUGAGCUUAUUAGUAAAGACAUUGAUUCCGAUAAUCCAUGCGAGUUAGAACAACAUUUCAAAUCUCUCUCCGAAGAUAUUCGCAAGGAUUGUUUACCAGCAUUUCGUAACAGAUUUACAAAUCUUAUUUUAAAUGAUGAUUUGACAUGGAAUUCCGCAUGCUUAAAUUCAUUUUUGUUGCUGUUUACUCAAUUAUUUACUACUGAAUCUGAGGUUGUGCAAAUAAUAAACAAUUGCACAAAAAAAAUUCCAUCUCUUUGUGAUGCAUGGUAUUCAAAUAUUACUUCUACUUCCCAAAAAGGACAAAACAUUGUAAUCUUAAUGUAUAAGCAACUUUCGGAAGUUUCAUUCAUUUUUAAAAAACGUCCUGAUAUCUAUAAACAAUUAAUAGGAAUCAUUGAAAAGAGAAUCAAUAAUAUAUCAAUUCAAUUGUUGCUUCAAUCAACUUCAUUUGUAGGCAGGCUUGAAACUAAAAUGCCUAACAUUGCUAAAGACUUUACAAGAAUCUUUAACGAAAAAUUUGAUCCGUUUAUUAACUCCAUUGAUGAUGAUGCUCUAAUAACAAAUAUUGCCCAUAUAUGUGAUUCUUCACCCGCAUCCUUGAAUGUACCUAAUAGAUUAUGCGAAAGUACUGUCUGUCAUAUAUUAGAUAUAAUUCGGAGUAAAAUUGUGGCAUCUAGUGAAUUUAAUGUUAGCAACGAUGAAACUCAAUUAUUAUUGCUCAAAUCUUCUAAAUUCUGGUCCUUUUUAUUAAAUGCUAGUGGAGUGGUUAUUGAGCUUCAUUCUCAUCCACAAAUGAACCACGUUCGUUCUCAAAUCAUUCAGCUUGCUAAUAUGAUUAGAAAUAAGUCAAUUCAAAUGGGUUUACUUGAAUCGUUAACUGAAUUUAAAAAUGAUGAUUUGAUUAGUUAUUUUAAUUCUGGUAUCGGUCUUGAAAAUGAGGAACAAAUGAUUACUGGUGAAAUAUUAGAUUUUCUUAGGGAGAAGUCCCAUGAACAUUCAGAUACUGCUAAGCAUCUAUUUUCUUUCUACCAUAAAUGGUGUAAUAAGGCUGAGGACUUUCUGACUUAUGUAAAUGAUCUUACUCAUAAGAUGGAAACUUUAAAAGAUGUACCACUUGCUGAUUUUGAUUCUAUAGAAUACUGGUAUCCACAUACUGGGAUUAUUGAAGUCAGCCAAAAAGUAUACAAAUAUGAAAAUUCUGUAACUUUUGCAAACAUGAUUGAAAACAAUACGAAGGGUGAAAUACAAAUGAGCAUAGCAGAUAUAGCAGAGAUGUUUACGAGAAGCAUGAUUGAACAAUAUCAAAAGAUUUGUAAUAGUUAUAAAAAUUGGCAAAAUAUUAAUUGUUCUGAAGCUCGAGUAUUUUGGAAAUGCAUUACUAAAGAACAAGUUAAACAUGAGCUUGAAAUAAUGGCUGGUGAUGCAUCUUUAUACCGACAAAGAAAUCAAGUACAGAAUGGUUUAGUUGCAUCUAUAGAAUGUUUGACUAUUAUCCCGCGUCACAUUGAGCAACUCGAAUGGCUUCUACUGGUUUUUAUCCAAUUUAAAGUAAGAGAUCCAGACAAAAGUUGGGUGUUUCUGAUGCUUCAGCAUUUAAAGGAUGAUGAUAUGGGAUUAAAUGAGUUGCCUGGUAUUUUUCAAGAACUUAAUGAACACCUGAACAAACUUGAUAAAUACAUCUGGACCAUAGUUAAAGAACUUGCCUAUGCUAAUGAAUUCAUUAAGUAUUUACUCGAAAAUUUAAUCGGAAGAGAUUUAACAAAUCUUAUCAAUGCUGUCGAUGAUCAGUCAGAUACGAAAUUACUUCAAGAGAACACCGUGGCCGCUUUAAUUGAAGUCAACAAAGCGUUGAAUCCCUUAAAUAAUGAUUCUGUACGAUUAUCUACCACUUCAUUUUUGAGAUGCUUAUCCGAAGUAUCACAAAAACACCCUUCGCUCGCUGAAAAAAUAAGCUCUUGUGGAUCGCAUAAUUUGGCUUUACAAAAUAUGCAUCGUAAUAUAGCAAAACGAGGUGAAGUCACCAAGGAACGAAUUAAAAAUGCAGCAACAAUAGGACACUAUAUAUUUGAACAUAAUGAAAAAUCAAAUUCAUGUGAACUUACAUUGAAAUAUGAUACGACACAAAAUCAACAUAACGAUGCACCUCGUGUUACAGCAUCUUAUAAUAUAGCGGAAUUGCGCGAUCUUUACGGUCGUGCACUCUUGAUUGGAAAAUCUAGAGCUUCUACUGAUCAUUCAAUUGAUGAUGAUGGUAAAGAAGAUAUUAGCAUUCUAAUGAACCAAUUUGUUAUGCAAGUUGAUUUAGCACAACAAAUUACCACUGUGGCUUCAAGAUUAAUUCAAUAUGGUCAUUUUCUUUAUCAAAAGAUGCGCAUGGAAGCUCGCGGUACUACUGACUUGCAACAUUUGUUAAAUAAAUUAAAUGAUGAUAUGAAAAAUUGGGAAAAAAUAGUUGACCAAGCACAAAACGAACACUAUUAUUUAACUUUCUUUUCUGCACGUCAUAUUUUGGCAUUUUAUGAUUAUUUUAGAAAUGUGCAUAAUGGAAACGAUAAUCUUUGUACUUCGAAUCAAGAAAUUUGUCGAAAUCUUAUUCGAUUCGUUAAUGACGAAGCUCAAUUACCACAAUUACAUAAUCAUAUUGAUGAAUGGCCUGAUGUUCAGAGUGAAGCUGAUUUUUUACCGACUCUUUGUAAAAUUGGUGCUACACUUUGUGACAUUUUCAUUGAUAUUCAACAAAGAAACCGACCUAUUCCUGAUGAUGUUGAACCGAUCAUUGCUGAUACAGUUUUUAAAGGAAAAAUAUUUGUGGCAGAUUGUCACUCACGUUCAUUAGUACCAAACGUCAUUUUAUCACUUUUUACCAAUCAUGGAUCUUUUCCUGAACCAUGGCAAGUAUUAAUUUGUCGAAGUACAACGACUGCGGAAGAGAUUUCGCUCUUCAUAAAGCGUUCGUUUAUUGCGGCAAAAAAUGAUUAUGAAGAUUAUUUAUUUUGUAUCGCAAAUGUGGAAUUCUUGGAUUUCGAAUUACAAUAUAAUCUUGUUAAAACAAUCAGAACUUUUCAAGAAAAAGAAACAAAUUAUUUGCUAGCAUUAGUAUGCACUAGAGAAAAGGGUAUUAACCAUCAUAUAUUAGAUCAAUUUUCCGAAAACAUUCACACUACAAAUGGGCUUGAUACUGAGUCUAUGAAGCUUUUAUACUCUGAAAUUUGUGAUUAUGCUACAUGCGUGACAUCAAAUAUGUCCGGACAAGGCAAAACGGAAUGGAUUAAAGAAUCUAGCUUUGGGCUAAGAAAAGCACCACGUACUUUAUUAAUUAGUGACAAUGUCAAUUUUGGAACGCUAGUUCGACAAUUGGCUAAUUGUAAAUUGAACGCCUUUGAAAGUUUACACCUUGAUAUUACACUCGUAACUUAUCCUCAUGAAAUUAACUUCUUUUUGUUUGAAUUAUUGACAUUUGGAGUGGUUUCCAAUGAAUUAGAUAUAGUGCAUUUGUCACAAAUUCCAAUAUUUAUCGAAAUCGCGUCAACGAUUGAGCAAUAUUUAUUAGAUUCGCUUUCUUUAACUAAAUAUAUACGCAGACAUCACCUUGAAUGGGACUUGGAAAAUUUUAUAGUGUCUCAUCAUGUGAACAGUCCUAUUCAAAUAGUUUCUCAUUAUAUGGAUGUACACUUUCAUGGCGAUCUUAAUGACACAAAUAUUCGUUUUAUAGGGAACGAGGCAGUUAAAGAACCUUUACCAGCUAAACGUUGUCGAGAAUUAUUGGAACAUUACUUUUUCAAUGGCCAGCUAGAUAAUGUUUUUUCUUAUCGAUUUUUAGAAAUUUUUGUUAAUGUACUAGCAGACCAACUGGCUAGGCUUUCCGCAAGUUCUUUCUUUCAAGUAGAACAAUUAAAUGUUAUGACUAAAGAAACAAAUAUUCGUUCAUCUCUUUUUGAAAUAUUGGUUUCUUGCUCUAAAGAAUUUGCUACACGAGCGAUCAAAGCAAAGGAUAUGCAAAAGGCAAAUGUUCAGGAAAAAAAUACUCAAGACAUUGAUACCGCAAGACUUGGUAACAUGGUUCAAUGGGACGACUCGAAUCAUCUUGUUGUUGUGUUUUUAUCGCAAAUGCCAGAUUCUAUAUGUGCUCUUUAUCGAGAAAGAAGUAAAGUACCAACUAAUGUCAAAAAUCUAUUAAAAAGCCAAAAUGCAGAAUUACAAGAUUACCAUAACAUGAAGCCAGGCAUGUUGUUAGAACAACUGGAACGUCUUGCAAGAAGAAAAAUGCACAAGUUAAAAAACUUGCCUGAAUACGCAUUAACAAUAGAAAAUCUCCUAAAGAUGGCGAUGAUUUUGUUGAGAUCACGUGCAAACAUUCCAGUAGUCUGUUGUGGCGAAGCUGGUUGUGGAAAGACUAGUUUGGUUAGCUUUUUGUCGAUGAUAAUGGAAGUCAAUUUUCGUGCAUUAAAUCUCCAUGCGGGAGUCCAUAAAGAUGAUAUUCUGGAGUUUAUGGAAAAGGCUACAGAACUUGCACAAGAAGGUGAAACCUGGGUUUUCCUAGAUGAAAUUAAUACAUGUGAUCAUAUUGGAAUGCUUGGAAGUUUAAUUUCACACAGAAUUCUUAAUGGAAGGAAGUUACACCCAAACAUUAGAAUUUUUGCUGCUUGCAAUCCAUAUCGAUUAAGAGUUAAAACACAGAGUAACGUGGGUUUGUCAAGACUGUACGAAGAGAAGGGUAAAUUGGUUUAUCAAGUACAUCCGAUGCCUGACCAAAUAUUAGAUUAUGUUUGGGACUAUGGUCAUCUCAAAGCAGAAGAUGAACGAAAUUAUAUCGAAAUCAUGGUUAAGACUCAGUUAAACCAUCCGUUUUUUGCAGAAUUAUUAUGCGCAUCACAGGCAUUUAUCCGUAAUGUUGAGGAGCCAUUUAGUGUUAGCUUGCGAGAUGUGAAACGUGCUAUCAAAAUUUUCAAACUUCAUGAUCAAUAUCAACGCAAAAAAUACCGGAAAGAAAUGAUUGAUAUCAUAAGAAAGCAUCAAAGAACACCUGAUGAGCCUAGAUACCGAAACCACACAUACAAGGAUUUUUUCGAAAGAAUAAUUUUACAUGAACAAGAAAAUUAUAUUAAUCGUAUGCAAUGUCCUGAAGGAACUGCUAAAAAUGAAGCUCUAUUAGAAAAUAUUCUUGUAAUGAUCGUUUGUAUACAAACGCGAAUACCAGUUUUCAUAAUUGGCGCGCCAGGAAGCUCAAAAUCAUUGGCCGUCCGAAUUAUUAGUAUGAAUCUUCGAGGAGCGGAUUCAAAUGAUUCUUACUUUCGAACCUUGCCUCAAGUCUACAUGAUACCUUAUCAAGGUUCAAGUUCGUCAACUUCUGAAGGAAUUACAAAAGUUUUUCAAACUGCUCAAAAUUAUCAACAAACUAGUUCAAAAGAAAAUCCAGUUACUGCUGUUGUUCUUUUGGACGAAGUUGGUCUUGCGGAAACUAGUCCAUAUAAUCCAUUGAAAGUACUCCACGCUUUAUUGGAGCCACCUCUUGGUUCCCAAAGUAGUGAACCAGCAGUUCCUGUCAUUGGAAUUAGCAAUUGGCGAUUAGACAAUAGUAAAUCCAGUCGUGCAUUAUUGGUUCAACGUCCUCUCUUUGCAGAAAAUGAUCUAGUUGAUACCGCAAGACGUUUACUUGGGAAUAUCAAAGAAAUCUAUGAUAUUGAUGAUUUUUUGAAAAAACUUGCAAAAUCAUAUCUUGACUACAUUAAAAAUCAAAAAUAUCCAAAUUUUCAUGGUCUUCGGGAUUAUUAUUCUUUAGUAAAAAGCAUAAGAAGCGUGAAGAACAAACAAAAGUUAAAUAUUCAAUUAGCGCUUGCUCGAAAUUUCGGAGGAGCUGAUAACAUGGAUGAAUUGUGCAUCACGUAUUUUCAACCAGUUUUGAAACAGCCCCAUAAAUCUAGAUUCGAUUAUAUUCCAAUUCCUGUUCAGGACCUUAUUGAUGCAAAUUUCGAAGAAAAAAAUGCCCGAAAUCUUAUGCUUAUUGGAAAUAGUAAUUCUAUAGUUGCUCUUCAAACGUAUCGGCUUCGCCAAAAACAUACUGAACCAGUCGUUAUUAUUGGAUCGCAAUUUCCUGAUGACAUAGAUGGAGGAGAUUAUUCAUACGCAAUUUUAAAUCGUAUUAUGAUGUGUGUGGAAACGGGCAGACCUUUGAUAUUAACCGAUCUUGAGAUUAUUUAUGGCUCCCUCUAUGAUUUAUUUAAUCAAAAUUUUUUAUCAGAAGGAAAUUCAAGUGAAGAAAGUGACAAAAAGAACUUUACUAGAAUUAGUCUUGGCCCGUAUUCUAAUCCUAUGUUAUAUGAUGAGGCAAAACUACCAUUAGCCGAUCCACCCCUCCUAAAUCGCUUUGAAAAGCAAAGACUUACGCUAAAUGAAACACUCUCAAGUCAUGAAAAAAGACUUGUUGAACGCCUAAAAGAUUGGACCAGGGAAAUUUCGACUAUUGUUGAAAGUGAAAAUGAUACUAAAAGUCUGUUCAAUGAAACAGACAUGUUUAUUGGUUUCUCUUCAGAAGAAACCUUACAGAGUUUAGUUAUAGACCAAUAUGGAAAAAAUCCUGAUCUCGAUGAUGAUGCGAUUAUUCAUGCUUGCAAAGAAGCCCUGAUUUCAAUAGCCACUUCAGAUGGUAUUGUAAGAGCUAAUAUGAUACAAUUUGAAUAG